This is a messenger RNA of Cuscuta europaea, 505 nucleotides long. The record is from the annotation of a GenBank genome assembly. NCBI's taxonomy places the organism in Eukaryota, Viridiplantae, Streptophyta, Magnoliopsida, Solanales, Convolvulaceae.
AUAAGGUAUAACCUGUCUCCCGCCCAUGAAACGUGUCUGCUAAAUUUUAAUUGCACAUUGGAACAGAAGAAAGCUAUACAAGGAAUAUCGUUAGGCGUGCUGUGGCGGCCGAUGGAGAAGGAGUUGCGGAAGCCAAGGGAGGGAGAAAGGGAGGCGUCCAGGGGGCCUGAAAUUGCGGGGCAGAUGGAGGUUGCGCGCCAGGGAAUCAAUCGAGAGACGGGCGGGAGUUGUGCCUUGUUUGUGUCAACAAUCAUAGCGAUGAUCCGGCCUCCUCCUGAACCACCGCCAGGGGAUGAACGAGGUGCUAGGAUUCAAGAUACUUGUUUUGCUUAUUUAGUUUUUUUCUUGUUUCAUCCUCCUCCUAUUAGUUUUUAUUAUUUUAUCAUUUGGUUUCUUGUUACCGUCUAUUUUGUUAGGUCUGUGAGUUUGUUUGGGAAUUUAGCCUCCUUUUAUGUCCUUGGGUAUGUUUGGAUCUAUGAGAACAAAGAUGACUGUGUCAAGCCCG